AUUUCGAUUCGGAUACGAUGUCGGAGUCUCGAUCACCGCCAACGACUCCUACGUCGCUGCCUCAAACGGAAGAGAGCGGUGAAGUCAGUCUAGUGGGCAAGCUACAGGAGCUCAACGUUGGCCUUAUAUUGAGAAUCAACCAGAUGCUCGAAAGGAAUGAUGAAACGCGUA
This is a messenger RNA of Perkinsus marinus ATCC 50983, 171 nucleotides long. RefSeq lists its product as hypothetical. The transcript has a single exon. The record is from RefSeq and is a predicted model, not a curated record. NCBI's taxonomy places the organism in Eukaryota, Perkinsozoa, Perkinsida, Perkinsidae. The annotation marks the transcript as partial.